Prunus avium (sweet cherry) is the source of this 729-nucleotide messenger RNA. NCBI's taxonomy places the organism in Eukaryota, Viridiplantae, Streptophyta, Magnoliopsida, Rosales, Rosaceae. The record is from RefSeq and is a predicted model, not a curated record.
AUGACUAUAAAAGCUAGUCAAUCUGGAUCCAUAUUCCUUGAGUUUGCUGAAGCUCAGAAUUGCACCAACAUAUUCGAAAAGCUUCACCACAGGACCAAUCUUAACAACUGUGAUCUCCAAGAUUUUAUCUCUUUGCCAACACCAAACUUGUGCUCAAACAAUGUUGAUUCAGUCAUUGGUCUUCUUGGGGUUGACACGUACAACUCUUUACGGUCUAAUUGUAAAGCCUUAUCUAGCAGUAAUCAUAGCGAUGAAGCAUGUUUCGAUUGUGUUGUUUCUUAUAGGCAGUCAUUGCAAGCUCUAAAAGAAAGAAAUAGAUCAGAGUCUCCAUGGCCUAUAGGCCCUACACAGAAUCAAAACAAAGUCUCCAAGAAGACAGUAGAGGAAGAAUCCAGGAGUUUCUUUAACUGCUCUGGUCUUUACCUAUUCUCACAAGAUGAAGUGUUGAAAGCUACCAACCAUUUUGAUGAUUCAAACUUGAUUGGAGAGGCAACACUUGGGAAAUUCUAUGUUGGGAUAAUGCCUAGUGGAAUGCCAACAACAAUUAAGAGACUUAAUCAGGGGAUCAUUAAAGUUCAAAAUUUCGGCGAAGAGGUAAUAAGGAAAGCCAAGAUAAGGCAUCCUAAUGUGGUGACCACUUUGGGAUAUUGUGAUACAGGAGAGCACUGUCUUGUUUAUGAGUAUUGUGUAAACGGUAACCUAGCAGGCUGGCUUCUUGGUAAGGUUUAA